Coprinopsis cinerea okayama7#130 is the source of this 2592-nucleotide messenger RNA. RefSeq lists its product as hypothetical. The record is from RefSeq and is a predicted model, not a curated record. Bases 1 to 2592 code for a protein of 863 amino acids. Lineage: Eukaryota; Fungi; Basidiomycota; Agaricomycetes; Agaricales; Psathyrellaceae. The transcript has 2 exons.
AUGAGCGACGAUGAAGAUUCACUCUUCGGCUCGCCGCCUCCUUCUCCAGGUAGGUCACCGUCGCCAGGCCUCGCACUACCCGGAAGAAGCAUCUCGACGACGCAACAUGGAAGUGGAUCCUCCGUAUCCAUCGUGACAAAAAACGUGGGGACCAUUGCACUUCCUGGUUCCCAACCUAGUUCUGAAUUAUUCGUCAAUCCAUUAGCCCCUGUCUUGGCUUCCUACACUCCGGUGCCAGCUUCGACAUCGAUAACAACAUCGACCACACCCACGCCCGCGCAACCCACCGAUAAACCGGCCUCCCAGGGAAGGAAGAGUAAGGAGAAGGAACCGUUGGCGUCUGCACCUGCCAGUCGGCCCAGGAAGCGGAAAACGAGGACUGUCUCGAAAGAGACCACUCCACGCCCGGAAGUUCAGAUCCCCCUGCCGGAUCCCUCUGCUCCUCUUCCUCCCAAUUUCCUUCGAAGCCAGUCCGCAUUGCUCGGAGUCGCGGGGUUGGUUGGCGGAGUCAACCCAUCUCAACUCAAGCUACGGGGACAGACAUCCACUAAUCCAAUCGUUAUCGAAGAUGAAGCGGAGUCGUCCAGACAACGACCAAAGUCUCGACCCAAGCCCAGGGCCAAACCAAUACAAAUCACUACGCCUGUGCUGAAGGAAACUAUCAAUCCAUCGGAAAUCCCCAUACCGACGAAAAAGGAGAUUCUAGCGGUGCUGGUGAAGGAGAAGGAUAUCGUGCUUAUUCUGAAGGGGUUGAUGGAGCUUGGGACGGGUUCAGAUGCACACAUGUCGUCGACGUCUGCUUCAGGUCCUAGGUGGUCGGGUGCGCAGCUGCAGGACUUGUCGGAAAGGCUGAGGCAAGGGGGCUCGUAUGUCGUUGGGACACCUCCGACAACAGGAAACCCGACAAAGAAGCGGAAGCUCAGUCAUGUACCCGCUGGUGCCGCCGAUUGGGACGUCCCUUAUCCUUUCCAUCAAGGCGAAGGCCCGGAAGAGUACCAACGGAGAUGGAAGUCGGAGAGGGGAAAGCAAUUGAUUGUUCAGUUGGUCGAUUUGAUCAAAGUUGCUACGAGGAAAGCUGCCGUACAGAAAUACCUCAAGACUAAAGGGAUCCCAACUAAGAAGUCCGGGCAAUCCAACCAGACUAGCGACGAAGAGUACAGGAAGAAUGGUUACUACAAAUGCUUCGACGAUCCCAAGCACCUGACAGUAAACGUUGGGGCUGCUGCGCGAUUCGAGGACGAGCCAAGGAUCAACAAGUACUAUAAGCCCAUUACUGCGACAUAUGGCCUGAACAUUCAAGGGUCCGCUUCCGGUUCUGCGACGACGUCUCGACAAGGAACUCCGUCCUCUUCAUCUGUACCUUCCUCGGUCCCACCUUCCGCGGCUCCUGUCCCUCCAUCUACUGCAGCGUCCUCGCCGGCCCCUUCUUCGAAAGCGUCAACCCCAGUUCCCGAGCAUUCCUCUCAAGAAGCAGAGUCUUUGGAUCAGUUCCUCUCCUCCCUGUUCGCCAUGACCCAGACUUUCAACCCGACUCCUGCAUCAACCCAAUUGGCCGCCGAUGGUGGAAAUGCAGGGUCCACUGCGAAUACGGCCGAUGAUUCGCUGGAAAGCUGGAUGCGGAUAUUCCAACAGGAUACAAGUCAAAACCAACCGUCAACGAUGGACACGAUCUCCGAUCAACAGUCGUUCUACUCUCCUUCCUCGACUUCACCUCCGACUCCCAAUCUUGGGACUGGUCAAGGAAACUUUGGCAGCGAGUUGGAUGGAAUGCUGUUCUCUGCUUUCAGCAACGUGUCGCCUAUGGAAUCAUCAUCGUCGGGCGCCACUCUGACUCAGCCCAUUGGAGCCCCACCGGGGUUCAGUGAUAUACCUGUCGCUCCUGAUUUGUUUGGGAUGGAUUUCUCUCUGGACCAAUUUGUUGGCACCAGCAUUGGCGACGGUAGCAACUUGAAUGGGAAUCCGAUUGUCCCUUCUGCUUCACCUUCCCUCGCCCCUUCAACGUCAUCAACACUAGGCGACGGGACUUCAAUGCAUUGGGAUCCUAUUGCGGAUGUUUUCGGCAACGUUCAUGCUCAAAAGACGGAGCAUUUAGUUGGUACGGCGACUCAAGUUUCAGCUCACAGUGACGACUCCAGUGCUGUUUCUCUGGAAGAUUGGGAUCCUUUGGCCGGGUUGAUGGUGAAUGGGCAGGGUGCUGGCGAGACGACCGCUGCGGUGGAGACGACUACAGCUAGCACCUCAGCCCUUUUGCAAGAGACGGAACCUGUGGCGCCUCCUUCCUCGCAUUCCCCCAGCCUGUCUCCAUCAGCACCACCACCGCCGAAAGCAGCGCCAACCUGCAGCGCCACGAGUUCGGAAACUUCAAAAGCGACAAAGUCGAAUAUACCAGCGCAAAAGGAGGAGGUAGUAAGGAGAGUGAAGGAGAGAAAGGCGCAAUUGGAAGCAGAGCUGAAGAAAGUCAAAUUGCAGUUAUGGGAAACGACGAUUGAGCAGGGGGCUUUGAAUCAUGUCUUGCAGCAUUACCAAGAGAAAGAUCAGGCGAAUGAGCCUUCAUAUGUUUUAGCACCUAUAGUUAAUACACCCUCAUCCUAA